AUGAGCAAACGGAGGAGGGUCAGCUUAGAGAAGAGAAGGCCGACGUCGGAGAGGGAGGUGGUCAGGGCCGUCUCGGAGGGCUACCAGCGGGGAAAGGGACCGGACUCGAGCUUGACCCCAGGGCUCAACGAGGAGGCAGUCAAGGCCAACUUCCCAGCAGCUGGAGCUCUCCCAAAGAAGGACGGGCUGCCUUUGUGCCCCUGGCUGACCAGAGCCAUCUCGCCAGCCGUGCCCAUCUACAAUGGGAUCGUUUUCCUCUUUGUGUUGGCCAACUUCAGCAUGGCCACUUUCAUGGACCCCGGUGUCUUCCCUCGAGCGGAUGAGGACGAGGACAAGGAAGAUGAUUUCCGGGCGCCCCUCUACAAGAACGUGGAGAUCAAGGGGAUUCAAGUACGGAUGAAAUGGUGUGGGACCUGCCAUUUCUACAGGCCUCCACGCUGUUCUCACUGCAGCGUCUGCGACAACUGUGUAGAGGACUUUGACCAUCACUGCCCCUGGGUCAACAAUUGCAUCGGGAGACGCAACUACAGAUAUUUCUUCCUCUUUUUACUGUCGCUUAGUGCCCACAUGGUGGGCGUGUUUGCCUUUGGAAUGGUCUUUGUCCUCCACCACCCUGACCAGCUGGGGGCAGCCCACACAGCCAUCACAAUGGCCGUCAUGUGUGUGGCUGGCCUCUUCUUCAUUCCUGUCAUCGGCCUCACUGGCUUCCACAUUGUCCUGGUGGCUCGGGGCCGUACCACCAAUGAGCAGGUGACGGGCAAAUUCCGUGGAGGCGUUAACCCAUUCACUCGAGGAUGCUAUGGAAAUGUAGAGCAUGUACUAUGUAGCCCACUGGCACCCAGCAGAGACUCUCUGCCGGCCCAGGGUUCUGUGAGUCUUCUCCCCGACACCCCCAGAUAUGUGGCAGAGCCCAAGCUGAAGCUGGCGGUGAGCGUGAAGCCCCCCUUUCUGCGCCCUGAUCUCUCCGACAGGCAGGUCUCGGUGAAAGUCAGUGACAACGGAAUCCAGGCCAGCUUGAGCCGCAGCAAGUCCAAGAUCAGUCUGGGAGGGCUGGAUGAAAAGUCCCUGGACCUCCAGCCUCCCCUGCCCCCCAAGGGAGAGCCCGGCAAGUAUACUGAGCUUCAGGGGAGCAGUGAUGAGGGUGGCCUGUCCCCUAAGCUGACCAGCCCCCCAACUCCUGCCAUGUAUAAGUACCGGCCUGGCUUCACCAAUAGUUCCAAGAUUCACUACCACGCCACGGCAGACCAGAUCACCCUCCAGGAUGGCAGCCUGGGGGAGGACGAUGGUGGGACCCUGGACUACCAGUCGGAGCCCAAUCUGGACCUUCCCGACUACCACCGGAGCGCCCUUCACAAGACGUAUCAGUCGUCCCCCCUCCACAUGGAUUCGUAUGCCGCCAACUCCCGCUCCCUGAGCCUGAAGUCAGCCAGCAGGCAGGGCAUGGACCAGGUCGCCCUCCACUCUCUGAAACCCGAGAGAGCCCCCCCGACCCCGUACAAGACCAUCUUUUCUCCCAACUCCCUGUCCAACCGCAACAGCAGCCUCUCUUACGACAGCCUGUUGAACCCCAUGUCGCCGGUAGGCCGCAAGUGUCCGGCCCACUCGGUGGUCAGCUCGGCGGGCUACCACUCGCCCUACCUAUCAGCCAAGAUGUGCCACCUGCGCGGGGGGGAGCUGCAGCGCCCGGGGCCCCGCAGCUUCAGCCCCGUUCUGGGUGGGGGCGCCCCCACUUCACACCCCCGGGACCCUUCGCCCGUCCGCUACGACAACCUCUCCAAGACCAUCAUGGCCUCCAUCCAGGAGCGCAAAGAGAUAGAGGAGCGAGAGAAGCUGCUGCACUCACACCCGGACUCGGUGUUCGGCGACUCCGGCGUCUAUGACACCCCCAGCUCCUACAGCCUGCAGCAGGUCAGCACACUGUCCUCGGACGACCCCCGCAGCCUGGCCCUGCCCUGCGGCUCCCGGGAGAACCUGACGGCGGCCACCAGUGGCUUCGGCUCCAGGAACCCCAUGCUCCAGUCGUCUCUGUCCUCCCUGUCGGGGGUCAUGGCGCGCGCCCCGAGGACUUCCACCACCUCCCUCCAGGCUGACUUGGCCAAUAAUAACAUUCAGAGCCACCAGACACUGCAGGGCCGGGGAACCGGUGGCCCCUACAUGUCCCCAGCCCACCAGGUCCCAUCUUCCCCCUCGGGGAUGCCGCGGUCACCUUCCUAUGGCGGCCCCAAGGCGGUCUCCUUUAUUAAUACUGUGGAAAUCACAGAGCCGCCCCCUCUAGGAGUUCAAAGGGAGCAUAUGUUGCUGAAGACCCCUCAGAGUAUUCUAAACGGACAGUCCAAAGGCCUUCCCAGACUGGGGCCUGGGGCCAGCACCCAGGGGGUGCCCGGAAGCCCUAGCAGACACACCAGUGUUAAGAAGGUGUCUGGAGUAGGGGGGACCACGUAUGAAAUUUCAGUGUGAAGAGGGAGCUUCACUCCAUCCUGGCCUUGUGACCGACGGCACCCUGAAGACCGAAGACUAAGGAGGCACCGCCCGGGGGGCUGCCUGCUGUUUCCCCUGUUUUUCUCUCUCUUCUUCCCUCCGAACCCGCCUUCCUCAAUGGCUCCCCUUGCCCCGCACCCCCAAGGGAAUGGGAUGGACGGUCUGGAGGACUGACUGGCUUGGGAGUCCCAGGAGAGCAGGUGCCCACGUGUGGGUCCAUUCCAGAAGAGGCUGAGAUCCUGGGCCGGAUCUCUCUCGUGUCCCAGGGCACGCGGGCCUGGACAUCAUGCCGGCCGGCCUCUCGAGCGGCCCGAGCUUGUGGCCGUGGCCAGCGGAGCCCCCCGUUUACCGUGCUGCUCUGAAGAUGGGUCCAAACAAAAACCUUUCUCAUCCAACAAGUGCAUGUCUGUGUCUCUGGGUUCUAUAGUCCUUUCCCUAAUGGCCUCAGUGGGUGACCGGAGGUGAGCGUAGGAGAAGGGCGGACCUUAGGAUGGGCCGCAGGAAGACCCCCAUUCGAAGAAGGCAGCUCGUCGGGCACGGGAAGGCCCCGUGUCUCUCCUUGUUCCUCAGCCCAGCCUCCAUCCGAGGGCUCUCUCCGUGCCACCACCUAAUGUGAGGAGUGUGAAGCAGCGGGGUUGUGUCCUGGCCUGCCCAAUGGGGUUCCUUCUGCCACACCCCAAGAGUCGACUUGCCUACCACCUUCCUCAUUCGGCCCCGUUUCUUUCUCUAUUCACACGAGACUUUUUUCCCACAUUGGACGGAGCUCAUCCAGUCCACUCUGAGUUUUUCCAGAUACCUCAUAGGCUGGACCACAAAGAUGGCGGUGGGAGUGAUCCCACGCAGGAUCCAAAGGAAAUCCCUUUAGUUCUCAUCGAUGCUCCCUGUGCUCGGCUGACCAGCGUGUGAGAAAGAAGGCGCAUCCCUCACCGAAACUAUGCAGAAACUGCUUGCCAAGUGUGUGCCCGGGAUGCCAGCCGGGUGCCCACCCCCAGCACAGUCUCGUGGCCCUCCCUAGCGAGCCCCUUGCAUCAGGUCACGGGGGCUGAAGUGGUGACCACGCAGAGGGCAGAGGGGACGGAGGCGUGUCUGCAGGGAUGAGGCGGCACCCACCCACCCGCCUCUGGUGAUACCCUUCCCUGCACCUCUUAAGAAUCCCGUCCCUUGCCUUGACGAUAAAAAGGGAGAAGCCAAGGCUACAGAGGAGAGAUGCCCCCGGACGCCUGCUGCUCUUGGCUCUGGGGGGAAUGGAGGUCUGAACCACGUAGCCGGGUUUCGCUUGAACCAAGUCUCCUGGGGCCUUGCCUCAGCCCUUGAGAUCCCCAGAAUUCUUUGUGGUCUGACUGGCACGAAGAUGCCAGCCGUUCAUCUCAAUCUUCCUGGAGCCGGCAGCCUCGGUGGACACUGGCCUGAUACCAACAUCUGCCAGAGGGCCCAAAGUUGCGGUAUCCAGAACCACUGGCGGGCACCCAGAUGCUUCAGUGAACCCCCCCUCGGCUUGGCACUUGAAAACCCCCAACUUCCUGUUGCUAUUAACGAGUUGCCUUUUCCCCAGCCUUGGUGGUUGUUGUUUUUUUUUCCCCCCAUUACGUUUAGCUUCACAAGUUUGCCCUCCUUCCUUCCCCAAACUCCUCGGUUUCUCAGCUUUGAGAAAGGGGAGAAUGGCGGUCCCCUCUGUAUUUGCCAAAUCCUCCUGUGCCAUGUGUGACAAAGAGGGAUGUGUGUGGAUUUUUCCAGGAUGAGUAGCAAUAGUGUGGAUCCCGCAGCCCUCUGUCCGUGGGUGCCUGUCCCCGGCUCCCUCGUCCUCCCCAAGCAAAUGACUCUGUCGUCUCCGUUCUCUGGUCUUUUAGAAUUU
Messenger RNA from Gracilinanus agilis (Agile Gracile Mouse Opossum), 4330 nucleotides. It is a transcript of the gene ZDHHC8, whose product is annotated as zinc finger DHHC-type palmitoyltransferase 8. Gene Ontology annotation, molecular function: palmitoyltransferase activity. Bases 1 to 2457 code for a protein of 818 amino acids. Gene Ontology annotation, biological process: protein palmitoylation. The transcript is spliced from 12 exons. Lineage: Eukaryota; Metazoa; Chordata; Mammalia; Didelphimorphia; Didelphidae. The record is from RefSeq and is a predicted model, not a curated record.